AUGGCACCAGGUGCAAUCUUCGAGACGCCAAACGUGGCCGAGGACUUCAACAACCACCGUGAUGGACUUGCCCUCGAGGCCACCUCCGAUGCCAUCGACGACGUCAACGUCCUCAAGGCUGCUCUGAAAGUCAAGAACGGCACAGCUUCACCAGAGGAAAAGGACAUCUACGAGAAAUCAGAAUUCGAUGCCGACAAGGACAAGACACAGUUCCGCCAGUACGAAGAGGCCUGCGACCGAGUCAAGAACUUCUACCGCGAACAGCACGAGAAGCAGACCGUAGCCUACAACCUCAAAGCCCGCAACUCGUUCCACAGCAAGACGCGCGCCGAGAUGACCGUCUGGGAAGCCAUGGAAAAACUCAACACACUCAUCGACGAGUCGGACCCGGACACCUCGCUCUCCCAAAUCGAGCACCUCCUCCAAUCCGCCGAAGCCAUCCGCCGCGACGGCAAGCCCCGCUGGUUCCAACUCGUCGGCCUCAUCCACGACCUAGGCAAGCUGCUCUUCUUCUACGAAGCCCGCGGCCAAUGGGACGUCGUCGGCGACACCUUCCCCGUCGGCUGCGCCUACUCCGACAAGAUCAUCUACCCGGAUACCUUCAAGAACAACCCAGACUACACCGACGACAUCUACAGCACCGAGCACGGCAUCUACACCCCCGGCUGCGGCAUGGAUAACGUCAUGUUGUCCUGGGGCCACGACGAGUACCUCUACCACAUCAUGAAGGAUCAGUCGACCAUCCCCGAUGAGGGACUAGCAAUGAUUAGGUAUCACUCGUUUUACCCGUGGCACUCGCAGGGCGCGUAUAAGUGGAUGAUGAAUGAGAAGGAUGAGCGCAUGCUUGAGGCGGUCAAGGCAUUUAACCCUUAUGAUCUCUACAGCAAGAGUGAUGAGGUACCCAAGGUUGAGGACCUUAAGGAUUACUACAUGGAUAUUAUUGAUGAGUUUAUCGGCAAGGAUAAGAAGCUCAAGUGGUAA
Bipolaris victoriae FI3 is the source of this 981-nucleotide messenger RNA. RefSeq lists its product as hypothetical. Gene Ontology annotation, biological process: inositol catabolic process. Gene Ontology annotation, molecular function: inositol oxygenase activity; iron ion binding. NCBI's taxonomy places the organism in Eukaryota, Fungi, Ascomycota, Dothideomycetes, Pleosporales, Pleosporaceae. Gene Ontology annotation, cellular component: cytoplasm. The transcript has a single exon. Bases 1 to 981 code for a protein of 326 amino acids. The record is from RefSeq and is a predicted model, not a curated record.